AUGUUUUUUGAUUUUUCGGAAUACACAAAACCACUAUUUAAGAAAUUGGUAAAAAGUGUUGAAGACCAGAAGUUUUCUGUUAUGGCUUAUAGGUGUAUGGUAUACAAAAAAGAAGGUUUAUUUUGUAGUAUAUACGGGAAUUCAGUAGGAUUCGAAGAAUUUCAUUCGGAAAAAAAAUCUGCCAUAUUGAAGUUCCCCGAAGAAAAUUUGCCUCUAUUACACCCAGAAAUUUUGAAAAUAAAAGAGGCUAAAUUUCGGGAUGUCCAAGACCUGGCUGCGAAAUAUGUCCCACCUCAUAAUUUAUGGUUCUAUAACAAUCUAGUCGUUGAAGCUGAAUGA
Molecule: messenger RNA, 339 nt
Organism: Macrosiphum euphorbiae (potato aphid)
Lineage: Eukaryota; Metazoa; Arthropoda; Insecta; Hemiptera; Aphididae
Source: the annotation of a GenBank genome assembly